AAAAUGUGGCAGGAAAAUGGAUUAUAAAUCGACGUUAUCAGAUGUUAGCUCGUAUCUCAGUCGACAAAAACCUGAUAUUAAACUUUUCCAUGAAGCAGGUCUAGUGAUUUCACACUGCCAGAGAGAGAAGAAAAGGUCUCACAAACACUUUCUUAUGGAUGCUGAGGAACCAGAGUCGGAUGUUGAGGAGGAGGAUGGCGGCAAGAGGCCUCACAAGGAACCAAAUAUGACACCUACUAAGGAAAGACAACACCCUGGUAAUAGUGGAGCUGAGCCUGAAUUAGGUGCAGUAGAGUCCUUCUUCCCUGCCGCCUAUCCAGUCUGUGUGUCACAAGAUGGACCAGGAGAGAGAGGAGGAGAAGAAGAGGCAAGUCCGAGCUCCAUGUCAGAGUACUGGGUACAUCAAAAUGACCAGCACAGCGUUGCAGACUGUCUGGUUCCCAUGACUGACGUUCCCGUUAGUUCUAUGUGCAGCCCCGUCGGUUCAGCUGGGGAUACCCUCAGAUCCGCAUCCAGGAAUCCUGGCUGCUCUGACCGGGAUCCUGUUAGUGCUGCAGCUCACCUACACCUCCUGGGGGAAUCCUUGUCCCUGAUUGGGCACCAUCUUCAGGAGACAAAUAAGUCGGUGUGUGUGUCCAGUAGCUUGUCUCUGCUCUUGGACUCUCUGCUGUGUGCGCUGGCUCCGCUAAUCUGUCUCACCUCACAGAUACCAGAGCUGAGGAGCUGCACACAACACACACUGGCUGCUACUCUGGAAAACAUUUCCUAUGUGAUGCCGGGGUUUUGAGUGAUGAAGACUCCUCUGGCUGUAUACGGCACAUUGUAAUAUAUUGAAAGACACUUUAGGUUAGUUUACACCUGGAAAAGAAUUAUACUCAAACAAUAUUGGUUUAAACUAUGAACAUUAUUUUUGUGUUAAUAACAGAUAUGUGAGUUUACUUAUAUUGGUUGUCCAAAUAAAAGGUGUGUUUGAACACUGAAUUUUUCUUGUUGUAUGAUGUGGAAGUGGCGCUGUGGGGAGAUGGUUCCCUUUUUCUGGAUCACAUUGAAGUUGAUCAAGCCUCCUAUAAAUGUGGUGUCUGGGCCUCAUGAAUAAACAUGCUCUUAGGUUCAUACUUAAGUGUAAUGUUAAUUUCAUAACACUCUGGCUGUGAAUAUUUCAUCACCCAAGCCCUCUUCAUUUUUAAUAAGUACAGAUUUGUGCCCACUUAGUAUAAAGUGUAAAUGUGUACCAGGACACACUUGAUGUGUGAAUCUCCAGUGACAUAAGAUUUGAAGACAGUCGCGACACAGAAGCAACUAAUUAAUUUCCUGUCUAAAUGCGUAGCUAUGUUGACAUAUUUUGGCUAAUUUCAUUCCUUGUUCAAUGAAUUGUGAAGAAGCACAAAGUUUGAGCUCAAACUGUGAGGAUGAAGCUGCCGUACUGUAAUAUAUAACCAUUGAACUGAUCUAAUGAGCUAAAUAUAUGCUCGGAGAUAAAGUCAUUUCCAUGUGGUUUUGUAAUUAACUAAUUGUCUAUAGGUUAGUACUUAAGUCAUUUCUAAUUAAAUAUAUUAUUAUCUGUCUCUGAUUGCUCUAAUAAUCAGUAAAUCCAACAUCCAGCUGUGAUUUGAUUAGAUGAUCUAAAAGUUAGAGGCCUGAAGAAUUGAAGCUUGAGGCUUCAAGAGUUUCAUAAAAUAUGUAGAAUGAAACUGCAAAGAACUAUUUUAUGAAUGUUCAUCCGACUGACGUUCAACAGAAGCAGAGUGAGAUUCCUCUUUGAUUUAUUCUGACUCAGCUUUGUAUAUCGCCAUGUCUGUCUGUUUUUACAUUUUUUCCUCUUCAACAGAUCAAAAUAUUUACAGGAAUAAGCAACUAUGAACCCUGAAGAAGAACUUAUUUGACAGUUAUGGAUGAGUUUUGGCAUUUUUUAGGGGUGUGGUAGAUAAAACUAUGGUAGAAUGAUUCACAUCUGCCUCAGGAUACACCCCUCCACCCCAUCUUGGAAUGUUUUGCAGCUGACAGACAAAGAAACCUGUUGCGCACGAAAAAACUAUACUUAUGAGUGUGUUCAUAUGUGCAUGUGUUCUAAAUUGGGAGUGGUGAGACAGGUACCUCCCUCACCUGCGUAGGCAGCUUUAAGUACCCAUCCGUGAGCCGACAGGUACUGAAGUCGUCUGGAUGAGCGAUAUAUUUCAGAGCCAACAUAUCUUAACAGAGCAGUCAGAGAAGAGCGUACAUGAACACAGCUUCAAAGACUUCAGACAGCUAUGAAUGAACACUACCAUGGGUCCUUGCCCCCAGAGCUCAGACUUAUCCUUGUGGGGAACAUUGGAUGUGGAAAGACAUCAUCAGGAGAUACUAUCCUGAGCCAGCUGAACCCUGCCUCUCCCGGUGACGCCAGGAGCUGCCAGCUGCGACAGGGCUUCUCCGAGGGCAGGAAGGUGACCCUGGUAGAGGCACCGAGGUGGUACUGGAGUGGUGGCAAGAUGGAGGACAGCGUCAGGAAAGAGACAGAGCGAGCCAUGACUCUGGUAGCACCAGGUCCGCAUGCUAUUCUGCUGCUGGUGCCUGUUUACCAGUUCACAGAGAUGGAGGCCUGGGUGCCUGCAGAGCUGGAGGAGGUGUUUGGGGCAGAAGUGCUGGAUCACACUAUGGUUCUGCUGACCUGUGGGGAUUACUUGAUGGGAAGGACAGUGGAGGAAUACCUGCAGAAAGAGCACCCAGGCCUGAGGCAGAUCAUCGAGCGCUGCGGAGGGAGGUAUGAUGUCAUCAAUAAUCGUCAGCAACAGGACAGGGAGCAGGUCCGUGUGCUGCUGGAGAAGGUGGACAGUAUGGUGCAGAAACACGGGGUAUUCUACAUGAAAACAGCCCAGGAGAGAGACCUGGACAAACGAGUGAAAGAAAGAAAACAAGAACUGAUGGAAAGUUUUAGAGCUCAAAAGGAAGAGAAAAGAGAGUCAACCCUCCAACGAAAUACAGAAAAACAGAGGAGUGUUGAAAGAGAGGAGCAGCACAGCAUUGCCUUGGAGAAGAGGAGAAAUGAAGAAAGGGAUGAGAUGGAGGGAAAAGUGGGAGCGAGCCAAGUGUCUAAUGGGCUUCAUUCAACUCCAGCACCAGAGUCACGGUCAUAUUCACAGCCGCAUGAGGACAGUCAGAUGAAAAAGACCCCCAGUUUCAGACUAAAUGCAGAUGGAGCUAUACUCUCACAAAUGUCUGAGAGUAAAGCAGCGCCGAAAAUAGUCACUACAUUUCACCACAGAAUCAACAGCUUUGAAGAGGAAUCUCCAGAGGCUUCUCCCACCUCUUCACCUCAUUCACCUGUCUUCUCCUCUUCCUCCUCCAUGCCAACCUUUGCUUCCUCUCCCUCCACAUCCUCAUCCUCUUCAGAGCUGCGUCUAGUGUUGCUCGGGCGAUCUGGAGCAGGAAAGAGCAUAGCUGGCAACAGCAUACUGGGUCGGGAGGAAUUUGAGUCACACCCGGACAGCCUCAUAGCCGUCACUCAGGAGUGUGAGAAAAAGAAGGCACUUGUUGCAGGCAGGAAGGUGGCAGUGGUAGAUACCCCGGACUGGUUCAACUCAGAGCGCGCUCCAGAUGAGGUACGAGCUCAGAUCUCCUCCUGCAUUGCGUUGUCCAGUCCCGGACCCCACGCUUUCCUUCUGUGUGUCCCCUUAGACCAGCCUGCCAAGAAUGAGCUGCAGGCUCUCAGGGCUCUUGAGGUUGUUUUUGGCCCAGAAGCAGUCCAGAGACACACUCUGGUCCUCUUUACUUACCUAGAUCAACUGAGGGAGAGCGGGAAGGCGGGGAAUGACAGCGUGGAGGCAUACAUUGCUGCUCAGCGUAAGGAUUUGUUGAGGCUCGUGGAGAAAUGCGGGGACAGGUUUCAUGUGAUAGAGACAGGAGGAGGUGGGAGGGAGAGGGAGAAUGUGGCAGAGCUGCUAGAAAAGGUGGAGCAGACGGUGAGGGAGGCUGGUGGACAGUGUUAUUCUUGUCCUGCUUUUCAAGAAGCUGAGAACAGAGUGAGGCAGAGACAGGUAGAGAUAACAAGGGAGAGGAGGAAAAACCUAGAAGAAGAAAGACGAGAAGUUAGACAGCUGAGCACUGAACAGAGGACACUCUAUCCCUACAUGCAGCCUGUGGCUGAAGCAGAAGAGGAAGUGAGAGAAGAUGAGAUUGAGAAAGCAAGGGAUGAGGCAGAGAUGAGUGUAAGCACCAUGAAUAUCGAGAGCCUUCCUCCUAUCACGCUUUCCAGCAUGUCCCCUUCACUUCUCCAUUCCAUGAUGGAGAAAAUGGAGUCUACUGCAAAGAUGAUGCCCAAACUGAUGGCGGAUAGCUCUGUGUGGGUCGGUGAGGGAGCAAAGAAAGUGAAAAAUAGUCCGGUGUGGGGAGCGGUCGGCAGUGGAGCACAAAAUAUCCAGAAGAUGGUGGUUGAUAGUUCUAUGUGGGAGAAGGUGGGAGCUAGAGCUGGACAUGUCUCCAAACUAGUAGGAGAUAGAGUUCCCAAGGUGGUGGUGGAUGGUUCUGCAUGGAUUGGAUCCGGAGCAAAGGCAGCAGCAGCAAGUCCCAUGUGGCAAAAAGUCGGUUCAGGGGCCAAAUCUGGGGCUGUACUGCUAGCAGACAGUUCAAUGCGUCUCGGAGCUGGAAUUGGUACGGGUGCAAAGACGGUGGCACAGAGUCCCGUGUGGGGGAAGGUGGGCUCCGGGGCCAAAGCCGGAGCCAAGAUGGUUGCUGAGAGCUCAGUGUGGGAGAAACUUGGGACGACUGCUAAAAAAGUGCCCAAAGUAGUCAUAGGGGGUGCGUUGCUGGGUUUGGUGCUGGGUGUGUUUUUGGGGGGUGUGAUUGGCGGGGCUGUGGGGGCAGCUGCUGGAUCUGCAGUAACUGAAGUAGGCAGACGUAGAUUCAGCAAGAAAAACACAUCAGAAACCACAGAUGAAGCUGCAAAAAAUGUGGGAAGAACAGUGAACGACAACAUGGACUCCAUGAUAAAACAAGGAGAGAAAGUAUUGAAAACAGAAUGAACGACUGAAUGGAUCAUGUAAAUAAAAUGUGUAACACGUGUAAAAACAUCAACUACCGUCAGGAUAUGUAAAACAGGCAAAAGAUUUUCACUUUUAUUUUGGCAUCUUGGUGAUUUUGAAAUGCACAUAUUCUGUAUCCACUUGUCCUUUUUGUCUUCAUUUCUUUCUUCACAAAUAGAGACACAAUCAGACUCUGUCAAACUGGAUUUACUGUCAUAUAAACAAAUGUCUUAAUGAUUCCCAACUUCAAUAUCACCCCAUCCUUAAACACAGCAUGCAAAA
Thunnus maccoyii (southern bluefin tuna) is the source of this 5279-nucleotide messenger RNA. Its product is annotated as GTPase IMAP family member 8-like. Gene Ontology annotation, molecular function: GTP binding. Lineage: Eukaryota; Metazoa; Chordata; Actinopteri; Scombriformes; Scombridae. Bases 2250 to 4997 code for a protein of 915 amino acids. The transcript has 14 exons. The record is from RefSeq and is a predicted model, not a curated record.